AGCAGAGCAGGAAUGACCUGUCGUUCCACUGACAUGAAGAGUACCGCUUGAAUUUCCUUUUUUUUCGAAAUUUUUCUUGCAGCACUUCCGUAUAGAAAACCAUGGCUGGUACUGAAGAAGACCAGAAAUUCUGCUUACAGGAGGUGCUCGAUACUUUCAAGUUGUGUUUGUCGGAGAACAAAGAAGUCUAUCUUGAACACUACGUCGCUGGGUGGCGUAAACUCAUAAAAUUGCUGAACAGCUUGGGGAGUGUUUUUGGCUUCAUCUCCAAGGAUGCUGUCAACAAGAUCCACAUCCUGGUGGCUCACUUGAAUGGUGAGAACGGGUCUCAGUAUGUCACCGUCCAGUCAAUGGUGAAGUACGAGCUGGAGAACGAACUAGUGGACCUGACCAAGAGAGGCGGCCACCCAGAGUCCGGCUGCCGCACCUUACUGAGGCUCCACCGUGCACUGAGGUGGCUGGAUAUCUUCCUGGACCGCCUCCGCACCAGCAGCGAGGACAGCAAGACUUCCGUCAUGUGUUCAGAGUCUUACAACGAGUCUCUCUCCCAGCACCACCCGUGGGUGGUCCGCAAAGCUGCAGGCAUGGCGUUCUGCAUGCUCCCGGGGCGCCCUGCUUUCUUUGAAGUGAUGAACGUAGGCCCCCCGGAGCAGGUCGUGGCCAAGCUGGGGGAAGCUCUGCCUCUUAUCUCUGAGGUGUACCAGAUCACAGAGCAAAUUUACACUCAACACAACUUAAUGGACUUACCAUAGAGAGCAAACAAUUUAUAUUAUUUGACACUUCAUACAUUACAUGGGCUGUCAAUAUAGCUGCUGUUUGUUUUUAGCAACUUAAGGGUUGUUCCUCAUCUGCAGUGUUAUUAACUAAGCAUACGUUCACUGAUGCUAAUCUGUAUAUUCUACAUUUUUUAAAUAAUAUGUAAAACUACUGCCAAUUUAAAUGUUGCAUGUUUAUCUGCAAUUUUUUAUAAUGGGCCUCUUUUAAACUCAACUUUUGCUUGUAGAUGUAUUCUAUUUAAAGUUAAGUAGAUGAAGGGAACAGUGGGGCCCAAGUCUUAGCUCACUGCUAAGAGCUGUUUGUUUUAAUUAUUUAUUCCAAAAAUUGCUAAAAAAAAAAAAAAAAAGCAUUUGCAACUAUUUUGACAA
Anarrhichthys ocellatus (wolf-eel) is the source of this 1145-nucleotide messenger RNA. It is a transcript of the gene cptp, whose product is annotated as ceramide-1-phosphate transfer protein. Gene Ontology annotation, biological process: ceramide transport; intermembrane lipid transfer. The coding region runs from base 102 to 752 and encodes 216 amino acids. The record is from RefSeq and is a predicted model, not a curated record. Lineage: Eukaryota; Metazoa; Chordata; Actinopteri; Perciformes; Anarhichadidae. Gene Ontology annotation, molecular function: ceramide 1-phosphate transfer activity; ceramide 1-phosphate binding. Gene Ontology annotation, cellular component: membrane; cytoplasm; cytosol. The transcript is spliced from 3 exons.